AUGCGUGAGGAGAAGGACCUGUUUCUUCUUGAACUUGAUCCUAGUCAAGCCAUUCUGGAGGCAGCACUACCCCCAACGCCACUCAUCCUCUCAUGUGGCAGUCCGUACGAAUCUUCGGCGUUCUUUCUGGCAGCGGACCAGAGGGUUAUGACCAACAACCUGCCUGAUUUUAGGACGGCACUUGCUACACUCCUUGGCGUGUAUUUUGUAUUCAACAUUGAGUACCCUUCACAGCUGGAAUGUAGUCUGGAGUUCAUGCAAAGAUGUUUCCUGGGCAUCAACUCGCCUGUACAAUACAGAGAAAAGCGGAAGAGAAGCAACAUGGGUGGAGCAACAGCAAGGGUGCUCUCCUUGUUUACAAAACUGAAGGACUUUGAAGCGAAAAAAUGGGUUCUUACCUAGGUUCUAUUUCUGUUCAGCAUAGUGAACGAGUGCAGGAAAGCACAGAUGAACAGCAACAAAUUAUGGGCGACAGAAUGUAUUUGCUGCUACACUCUUAAAACGGUCAUAAGCGUUACCUCUUCAUACCUAUUUACGAGUGACAGUUUGUUUACAGGUUACAUCGAGCGCAUUGUGAUCAUGUGACUCUUGCGGUUGAUUACUACGCUGCCUGUAACCUGUGAUCACGAGAGAGUUUCUUCUAAACUCGUUACCAAUUCCUAUGUAACCUAUGUA
Ornithodoros turicata is the source of this 675-nucleotide messenger RNA. RefSeq lists its product as uncharacterized. The record is from RefSeq and is a predicted model, not a curated record. The coding region runs from base 1 to 402 and encodes 133 amino acids. The transcript is spliced from 4 exons. Lineage: Eukaryota; Metazoa; Arthropoda; Arachnida; Ixodida; Argasidae.